Molecule: messenger RNA, 6906 nt
Organism: Exaiptasia diaphana
Lineage: Eukaryota; Metazoa; Cnidaria; Anthozoa; Actiniaria; Aiptasiidae
Exons: 9
Coding region: 1212-5501 (1429 amino acids)
Biological process (GO): proteolysis
Molecular function (GO): cysteine-type endopeptidase activity
Source: RefSeq, a predicted model, not a curated record
GAAUUUUUAUUAAAUGAAUUCACGCUACAUCUGCUACAGUUUGAGAGGCAUAGUAAAAAAGUUCGUUUUAGGAAAAUGCGAAAACAAAGUGGAACACCCUUUUGAAAAAUCCUGGAACCGGCACUGGAGCGACAUGGUAUUACUUUGUAAAUCUAUGAUCGUGGAGGAAGCAAAGAAACAGAGCGUAAUUUAUUUCAUUUGAUUUGCGAGGGAGGGUAGUACAAUUAACUUUUUUUUGACUUUUUGGCUCAUUAAUUACUCAACCCGCCCUCCUGAUAAAUAUUUCGCAGCCCCUCAAUUUCUCGGUUUUCCAGUUAUAGACGUUUUGUGCGACUUGAAAACUCUACACAAUGAUUUAAUAUUUUUUUUGAAAUACGAAACGGUUUCGGCAUGAUCCUUAUGUUUAGAAGUUUGGCGACACGAUGAGGUUUAUAUCACUCAAGUUAAUUACUAGUUUGCUUUUACCUUUUGAAUGAAAAACAACUCUUUAAAUAUAGUAUCAAUUAUCAAUCUUAACAAUUAUGUCUCCAAGAUAAUCAUACACAGCACGUUAAAUAAACUGAUUGUAAUUGCAUACGAAAUGCAUKGAUCACGGAAAUCGAGCAGCGGAAAAGCACUUUAAAAUCAAAGAAAGCUGUGUUCGCAASUAGCGAUCAAAAAAAGAAAAGUUUAUUUUCCGUCUUUUUUUUCCUCACAAGCGUUCCUAAAACUCGGGGUGUGGCUUAUCUACGAGAGCGGCUUAUACAUGGGUAAAUACGGUAUAAGCUUUGAUUGAUCGAAAAAGCUUUUAUGCACACAUUAUAAAAGAUAACUUUCAAGAAAAGCUAAAAGAUAUUAAUUUUGUUUUGUUAAGCGGGUUGCUUAUAAUUUUAAUCAUUUCCUAGAGAAUGACUAAGAUAUAAUCACCGUGACAAAGGAGCAACUUUUUGAAUGCCACAAAUAAACAUCACAUCGAUUGCAAAGACUGAUCUUUAUAAAAAGAUUUUCAUUCACUUUGCUUAUUUUAAAAUGAUUUCAUGAAUAUACCAGUUGAAAGAAGUCAAAACCCUUUUGAAAACAAUAGAAAAUGGGUGUGCUUGGUCUGGUUUUUAACCUAUAUUUAUGGUUUGAGGCACAAGUAAAAACCGUUUUGAUGGUCUAUUAAACCAUGGUACUACUUAUAUUCCAAUCCUCUUUUCUUUUCCAGAGAGCUUUCCUAAAGGCUUCAGAGGAUGGCUGCAAGUAUACCAUCAUCAUCAUCUUCAUCAUCAUCAUCGUCCACUGUGGUAAAGAACAAGACCAAUUACACUAGACUGUGCAGACUUAUAGUCGACAUUGGAUCAAGAGUGUUGAGAGGAGUCCUUGAUGCCCAACUUCCCCCACCUGCUGAUCUGCAAAGGCACCUCAACUCACCUGGUAUACACAGUAUACUGAAAACACUAAGAAGUAAAAGAGUUCUGAAUACACAACAAUGGUACAAGCUGUACCCACCAGCACCAGGAGUGCCAUCGUCGACGACCUUCGAUAUAACAUUGCUCUUCCUUCUCCUAAGGAAUACCUGUGGUCUGACUCCACCUACUACAGGAUGGAAUGCUGCCCCUCUACCAGCAGAUAUAAGUAAAGAGGCAGACCUGGUUCGAGUAAAACAAUGUCGAAAUGAGAUCACUGGUCACAGCCCUGUGAUGGAAAUUUCAGAUGUUGAUUUUGGAAACCACUGGGCUGAAAUUGAGGCAACCUUGAUAAGACUUGGAGGAUUGCAGUAUGAACCAGAAAUCCAGCGUCUGAAAAUCGAGUCCAUUGACCCAGAAAAUGAUACCUUUUUGAAUGUUCUUAUUCAAUCAUGGGAAGAAGGUGAGGAUAAAAAAUUGGAUGCCAUUAGAGGAGAAUUCAAUAAACAAGGAAUACUAUAUUCUACGUUAUUCCAAGAAUUCAAAGAAGAAAUAAAGGCUGAAAUUAAAUGUGAGCAACAAGAGUCAUUUUGCACUUUGCCUCAAAAGCCAUCUCACGAUGUUGUCCACCGUCAUGACGAAGUUUCGAUGACACUUGACAAGAUACGUCGACUAAAAGCAAUAUAUCCGAAUCACAUCACAGUAACAUACUUAUCAGGAAAUCCUGGUUGUGGAAAAAGCGAGCUUGCAAGACAGAUUGGAGAAAAACAUUUCGAUGAAAUUGACAAGGACGAACCGUCCAAAUUCGUGGCUACAUUAAAUGCAUCGAGUCUCGAGAUUUUAACUCAGUCGUACAUAAAACUGGCAUUCCAGCUUCAAUGCAACGACGUGUCCCUGAUCAUGUCAUCAGAAAAGAAUUCUCAAGAACAGAAACUUGCUCAGUUACAAGCGCUCGUAAUUCCAAAGGUUCAGAAAUAUUCCUCAUGGCUGAUUAUUGUUGACAACGUUGAAGAUAUUAAAAUGAUUUCCAAGUUUAUACCGCACUCAGGUCAAAAGCUGCUUCAUCAUGGAAAGGGACAUAUCCUGAUCACUACUCAAGACAUCGAGUCUAUACCAACAAGCGAUUCGCAUGCGCACCAGAUUCAGCUUAAAAAUGCUUCAAGAGUGCCACCUGAGAUAAUUGCACAUGGGCGUGUUGCUGAAAGAAACUAUCAAAAGGCAUUAAAUUAUGGACAAGUGGAAAUCUAUCGAGGAUGCGUGAAAAUAAUUGGCCAAGACAGAGCAGGAAAAACUAGCCUGAUGAGAUCUCUGUGUGGUUUCCCAUUCAAUACCGAAGAAGAAAGCACAGUGGGGGUAGAGGUUUCGCUAUGUACGCCUGUUACUAUGAACAACGUCAAGAGGUGGAUCAAAGUGACUGAUGAGGGCAUAAUAGCCGACGUUGACGUUGCUCGUACGAUGGCCAGAGAUAUCAAAAUGCAGGGCGACUUGACUGGGGAUACAGAGGGUAAUGAUGGUGGAUCCAAUUACUUGCCUCAACAAGUCAGUUCUGAAAACAUACAAGUACCAAAGGAAGUCCAGCAAUCGCCGGAGAGGAAAAUUGAAACCGAGAACCACGAGGCAACCACAAAGAAAAUACUUGAAUCUUCAUCAAAGAAAAGUCUAAAAGUGCCAGAGGGAGUUAAGAUGUCACUGAUCAAGUAUUUACAGGAAAAGAAAAUAGAUGAAACUAUAAAAGAUAAGGAAGUCGCAAUAAGUAUUUGGGAUUUUGCUGGCCAACACUUGUACUACGCAUCUCAUCCAGUUUUCAUGUCCCAUCGAGCAAUCUAUAUCUUGGUUUAUAACCUUGGAAAAGAUUUGGACGACAAGGCAGAACAUCGUGCUCGUCAGGGAACAAGGGAAAUUGUACUAGAUAAUGCAAGUAAUGAGACCAAUCUGGACAACCUUUUGUCGUGGUUAGUAUCUGUACACUGCCUUUGCCAGCCCCAUACUGACAGUGGGGUUGAAACGGAAGAUUACAUUUGUCCACCGGUAAUCAUUGUUGGUACCCAUGCUGAUGAGUUACCUGGAAGCGAGGAUGAAAAAAAGAGACUCAUACAAACCAAGCAGCGAAAAAUAGAGAGCGCAAUUGAAAAGUGCGAGUUUCAGAACCACGUGCUGAGGCCAUUCUUUGUUGUUGACAACAGUAAGUCGGAUGAUGAUGGGAUUAAGAGUCUCCACUUGAAAAUCAACGAAGUACUUGACAUGGAGCCUUACUUUCCAGAAUCAGUACCCAUUCGUUGGUUUCAUUUCGAGAAGGCUUUGCAAUCACUUGUACAAGAGAAGAAGACAUCAUUUCUGUCAUUAAAGGAACUUUCAGAGAUCGCUGAGCAGGUUUGCUCUAUUGAUCAGACGGAGAUCGCCGCCAUGUUAAACUUCUAUCACGAUCUUGGCAAAAUUAUCAAGUAUGGUGGCACAGUUGUACUCGACGCUAAGUGGUUGAUUAACCUGUUCAAAAGUCUUAUUACUAUUGAACCUGAUGAAGUGAAAGCCAAGCAUCGAAAGCUCUGGAGAGAGCUAGCAGAAACUGGAAGAUUGCAUACGAACCUGAUCAAUCACGUCUUUCAAGAACAAUUGAAAUACGCACCUUCGGAAACUAAGAACGACGCAAAAAAAGACAUCCUUCACAUGAUGGAAUAUUUUGGAUUGAUUGCCCAAAUAAUCCCAAGUGAUCAGAAGGACGGCUAUUGUCAUUUGGUUCCCUCACACCUGACUUCAUCACCCGAGGAAGAAUUAAAAAAGUGCCAGCCAUCCUCAGACGAACCCUGUCCGUUGUAUAUCCGCUUUGAGGACGGAUUCAUCCCACACGGUUUAUAUUUCCAGCUGAUUUGCCAAUGGUGCUCCUUAUAUGGAUCUCAGAAGCGACCGAAUCUGUUUCCGAUAGAGCCUAAGUUGUUUCGUAAUGCUGCCAAGUUUGUUUUGGAUAACAAUUCCAAAGUCAUCAUGACAGUAGUAUGCUGUAAGAGCAACAUUAAGGUAUGCCUGCAUUCAAAUCGCGAGGACAAAACUGGCGUCGAUUUCAAGGCAGUUGAGAUAAGAAACUUAAUCGAGGAAAGCUUGGACAGCUUAACAGAAAAGUGUCCUUGGUACCAAGGCCUACAGUAUGACCUAUGCAUAAGAUGUCCAUUGUGUGCAGUGAACGCUACUGAUAAAGCAGAAGGACACCCUUUUAGAGACGACAACUGCCUGCAUCCAGCCACUGACGGUAAAGAAUUUUGUUGCAAAGAGAAAUUAGAAUGGCCAGAGGUGUCGGGACUGCAUCAUUGGUUUUCCAGACAAACCAUCGAGCCCUCGGAUCUUCAAAGCGUAAGAGGAGAUAUGCGUGUCUCAAAUGGUUUAUGUGUGGUCAUCAACAUUGCAAAGUUUGACCAGAGAUUGCAAAAAGAGUUACGAGAUCGGAUUGGCUCAGAGUACGACGAAAAAGCAAUGGUUGAAUUGUUUGGCGACCACUUUGGUUUCGAAGUUGUGAACCUCGGUAACAAAAUCGGAGCAAAGGAAGUUAAAAAAGAGCUUCGGAACAUUUCUUUUGACAAGAAGUAUGAAGACAAGGAUUGCUUUGUUCUCUGCAUAAUGAGCCAUGGAAAUGAGGGUGUUUUCUAUACAUCUGAGGGUCAAACAAUUGAAUACAAGGAAAUUGUCUCCUACUUCGAAAACGACAUGUGCAAGAGCUUCCGCGGGAAACCCAAGCUGUUUAUCAUUCAAGCAUGUCGAGGCAGUGGUGUGGACCGUGGAAUUGCUGUUACUGAUUCCCCGGCUGACUCAAAAGAAAACCAAGAAAGCCAGAAGAGUCGUGCAAUUCAUCAAAAAUCAUCAGAGAGAGAGCGUGUUAUUCCUUGCAAGGCUGAUGUUCUUCAAGCUUUUUGUUGUAGCGAAGGCUACAUAUCGUGCCGUGAUCAGAGCACAGGAAGUUACUAUAUUCAGAGUUUAGUUAGGAUUUUUCGUAGAUAUGCCGCAUCCAAAGACGUACUGUGGAUGCUUACGAAGGUCAAUAAAGAUGUUGGCUGCAAACAAAUGAAGUUAACGGACGAACCACGUGUAAAGCAGGCUCCAUGGCAUGAAAGCUCAUUACGAGAGACAGUGUAUUUUUGUACGAAGUAAACUGCAAUUCCUUAGUACAAACUCAGUCUGUAAAACUGAAGUAGAGAUAGAGAUAGAGAUAGAGAAAUGUGUAGCCGACUUUCCAGGUUUUGCAGACCAAUGAUCUGAAUUACAUCUGGAUUACAUUGUGAGGGACUUGGUCAGACUGCUAUUGAAGGCGCUUUAAGCAGCCGUGCAGUUUACAAUCAUGAGGAAGUUAGAAUUUGUGAGUGCGUUAGUGUGUUAGUGCCCUCAAGGUUAUGCGGCCGAAGUACAGACACUGAGGAUGGCCGUACCUGCGUCCUCAGUAAUUCUGUAACGUCCACUACAGGGUUAGAGUAGAGUAGAUGGGAUCUCCGAUUUAACGUCGUUAUCCGAGAGGACGUGAAGAUCUUACCAUUUGUAGAUGGAGAAACAAAGGCAGCAACUUCUACUCAAUUAUUUCAAGUAGAACAUAGUAGAAAUCAAAUAAAACAAUGUAAAUAACUUCGCUUGCAUUCUAAAGUUUUCGAAGAGAAAUAGCUUUUUGAAUUUAAUAAUAUCUUAGAAUAAAGAAAAUAUAUAACCAUUUCCUGACAUCUAAUCUUUUAUCAUCAUUAUCGUUAGACUUGCUGUCUAAUCCUCCAAGAUCAUCUUUAGGAAAGGAUAGGUACAAUCGUUGACAACUGAAAUCCUUGGACCAUUCCAGCGACUUUCUCACACCCGAUUAAGACAAUUUCAUCGGCCCUUACCCCCUAAAUGCAAUGUUGCCAUUGAGCAUAUUUUCAUAGUACACAACCAUCUAAAACAAGACCCAACAUUGGUGAAAGGGGGAAACUGUGAAAAAAUAAAGGAGAACUACGUUAGGCUGGAGAUGAAUAAUUAUAUGGUCCAAGGCAACGAUUGUAGUUUCACUAGUUCAUGAUUAAUUAGUCCGACUGAAUCAAUUAGCGUUUACAAAAGACGAUACAAUGAACUAUGCUGGAAAAACGUAGACAUGAUGCUUAUGUAGCUUAUGUAUUAAAGGUACAUGGUCCACUAGCAUGCAAUGCGGUCGUGUUUUAGAUUUUUGUGACGAAGGCCUAUUUUUCAUAUAUGGAAAAUGAGGUGACUUCAAAUAUCCAUUCGCAAUCCGUUUCCAUCCAUCGGAUUAAAGGCCGAAUCUUAAGCAUCUCCAUUCCUAUAGUAUAAAGAAAUAAUAAAGAGUAAGUGUUUUCUUAUAUUACGAUGUAUUUCUAUUUUCAAAAAUAAACAAAGGCUCGAAAGGGAUGCCGGUGGACCAUUACUUUAAGUUUUUGGUAAGUAUCAAAGAUAUCGACCCUUUGUACACCACCUAGUAAUUCGAAACGUCCAGUUUGAGCGGGCAACAGCAUAACAUCGUAAAUUCAACAAGCUAUUCUUGUUUAGAUAUGAUGUAAUAGUCAAUAAAGCUCUGAGAGGACCGAUA